AUGGCUUCACUUUCUAAGUUUGUCCUUGGUGUUGCAGCCGCGCUGCUGACCGUCCAGAUCCGCGCCGCACCAGUCCCAGAGGUUCCCUACAAAUAUGUCUUAGCUUUCAGUAUCGACGGUAUGCAUUCCAGUGACGUGGAAAAGUACACUGCGGCGAGACCGGGCUCCAAUAUAACCAAGCUUUUGUCCACCGGCUACGAGUAUACGAACGCCUUCACAUCUGCCCCUUCGGAUUCUUUUCCCGGUUCCAUUGCACAGUUCACUGGUGGAAGCCCACGAACCACAGGCAUCUGGUAUGACGAUGUAUGGGACUGGACGUAUUAUCCGCCAGGAAGCAACUGCACCGGCACUCCAGGCGCCGAGGUUGCGUACGCAGAAAACCUCGAUUACAACUCGAGUCUCCUGUGGUCCGGGGGGAUUGAUCCCGGGAACCUGCCGCAGACGCUUGUAGACGGCAAGUGCGUUUCCGUCUACCCACAUUCGAGGGUGCAGGUGAACACGGCCUUCGAGGUCGCUAGAGCGGCAGGGCUUCAGACGGCCUAUGUCGACAAGCAUCCCUCGUACGAGAUCAUGAACGGUCCCAGCGGCAAAGGUUUGUCCGUGGGCUACUUCCCGGAGAUCCAAGCAGUCCCCGUGACGGUGAACGACACCAUCGCGUACGACGAACUGCACGUGCAGGCCUGGCUCAGCCUCAUCGAAGGCAAGGCGCCGUUGAACUCGAGUGGAGCUCUCAACACCUCGGCGAUGCCGUCGUUGAUGGGCGGGAAUUUCCAGUCGGUGUCCGUGGCGCAGAAAACCGUAGGGUACAACAACGACUCAACCUCAUCACUGAGUCCUGCUCUGAUCCACGCGUUCGACUAUGUGGACGCCGCUCUCGGGCGGAUCCGGGCCAAGCUGGAGCAGAAAGGGUAUCUCAACGACACGUUGAUCAUCGUCGCCAGUAAACACGGCCAGGCUCCGAUCAACCCCCGGCUCUGGACAGAAGUCGAUCCAGAUGCGCUGGUCAACGCGACGGGUGUGCCGGUGGCCUUCGCGACGACGGAUGACAUCGGCCUCAUUUGGCUGAAUGACACGGCUGACAUUCCCACCGCGGUCGGCAAUCUUGCGAAGAAUGCAUCCGAGCUGGACAUUCAGACGACGAUCUCCGGCGCUCAAUUGAUCGCACAAGGAUUUGGGAAUUCGGCGGCGUCAUCCCGCGUGCCCCAUCUCAUUGUUCGACCAAAACUUGGGACCUGCUUUACAACGUCCAAGACGAAAUUGGCGGAGCACGGCGGCUUGAGCGACGACGACCGAAAAGUCGCAUGCUUCAUUAGUAACCCUAAGCUUCAGAAGAUGACCUGGUCCCAGGCGGUCAACACUACCCAGAUAGCGCCCACGAUUCUAAAGGCCCUGGGGCUGGACCCAAAUGCGCUGGAAGCGGUCCUGUCUGAGAAUACGCCACUUCUACCUGGCUUCGCUUAA
This is a messenger RNA of Exophiala spinifera, 1461 nucleotides long. RefSeq lists its product as uncharacterized. The transcript is spliced from 3 exons. Lineage: Eukaryota; Fungi; Ascomycota; Eurotiomycetes; Chaetothyriales; Herpotrichiellaceae. The coding region runs from base 1 to 1461 and encodes 486 amino acids. The record is from RefSeq and is a predicted model, not a curated record.